Molecule: messenger RNA, 702 nt
Organism: Caenorhabditis sp. 36 PRJEB53466
Lineage: Eukaryota; Metazoa; Nematoda; Chromadorea; Rhabditida; Rhabditidae
Source: the annotation of a GenBank genome assembly
AUGCUCUACGCCACUUUUUACUCCAAGUUUCAAGACGCCGCGAGCAUCACGAGCACCGUUAACCCCAACCCGGUCUUGGCGCCAGAUCCGUUCAAUUUGGAUCAUAUCGGUGAUGGAUACGGUAGGACGACAACAUUCAGAACAUUCGAGAACCAAUAACUCAUUCAGAUGUCUGGACACGUGGCGAAACUCAACUUCUCGUCUUGGCCGUCAUUCUUGUCAUUAUGACACUGUUGUUUGUGGCUAUUGUGGCACUGGACUGCGGACGCAACUCUCCGAUGAUUCUGCGGUCCGGAACUCUUCGAGACGUCGUCAGACACGGAGCAACAAACAGACAACGGAGCACUGGAGGGCACACGAACAACGUCUCGAUGGAUGAAUUCAAAGGUAGGCUUUUACAGUAAGCAGUCGGGGGAGUUUCAGGAAGUAAAACUUUUACUUCCUGAAACUCCCCCGACUAUUACAAAGUAUCUCGAGCCGAACCGAAAAAAAGUGUUAUGCCAAUCGGCCGGCAAGUGUUGUAAGAAACAACGCGGAAGCAACGGGAAGAGAGCACAUGUUCUCGCCGUCCGCUUCCUCCAUUUUUCUUCUCCUCCUCCACCAUCAUUGUUUCAUUUUACAGCCCCGCCGCUCAGCUUCUUGGCCCCUCCACCAUACGUCGAUCGCCGUUAUCCCACUUCCUCAAUUCCGCUUCCCAUUUGA